This is a messenger RNA of Ostrea edulis (European flat oyster), 6524 nucleotides long. RefSeq lists its product as uncharacterized. The transcript is spliced from 4 exons. NCBI's taxonomy places the organism in Eukaryota, Metazoa, Mollusca, Bivalvia, Ostreida, Ostreidae. Bases 2396 to 4165 code for a protein of 589 amino acids. The record is from RefSeq and is a predicted model, not a curated record.
UUUUUCCUCUAACCAUUUGAAGUGUUGCUUCAGACUUUUCUUUGACUGCUCCGCACUAAAUGUCACCUGAAAAUUUUUCUCCAAAUGGGAAUUAAAGCCCAUCAUAGCCAGUGUGGGUGAUGGCAGAAAGAGAGGAUCAGCAAGCUUUGCUUGUGUACAAGCAUCUCCAAGAUUAAGACAACAUCAUCAUCAAAGUCAUAUUAGGAAUUAAUACUAAAUUCAAAUGUUCAAGAAAGAUAACUCUGCAAAACCUAUGGCAACUUGAAUAAAUUCAAUUUUAAAUGGACAUUUUUAAAAAUAAAAUGGAGAGGGGGAGGGGUGUUAUGACACAUAACACAUUAUAACUUAUUAGAUCAUGCCACACCGAGAGGACUUCAUCAGAUCUAAUCAAAUACUGCCAGUCAACCUUACCGUCCAAUGUCUCUGAUAUAAAUCAUACAAAGUCCAACAACUCAACAACAAAAAAAUCUAACAGCUUCAGAUAUGUCGGACACUUUGGUCCAUUGACAAUUUAGACCAUAUGAUUCGGACAAAAAAUUUAUGGGGAUUAUUCUCAAUUUGUAAAAUAAAUUGAUUCUCUGUCAAUUCAGCUUUUUUUUCAACUUAGACAAUAUCCCAAAUAAAUCAGUCCCAUUUGAAGUUCUUUUUUUUUCUCUGUACAGAACUUUCAAAGAAAUACAAAUAACGACUAUAUUCUAAUACUUAUAAAGUGCUUUUCGUGUGUAUUGUGCAUUAAAUCCAAUACAUUAUGGUUUAUAUGGACCCCAAAUAUCAAAUUAACAAUUCUGAAAGUUUUAAACAUUUCAAUUAUUAAAUUUAAAACAUAAUUUAUAUUCUAUUAUCAGUCAAUAUAUACUGGCAUACUGCAGCAUCACAUUUCCUUCACUUUGAUAUUUGUUUAUAGUACAAUCUGUGACUGUAAUAGCUUAAUUACAAAAUUGUCAAUUUUCUAACAAUCAACACUUCAGUAAUCAGUUAAUUUAAAUUACAUGAAAUAAUUAGUGAUAAGUGGGUUUUUUUCAGUAACCAUAUUUAAGCAUAUGAAUGUACACAAAUGUUUGGGAUAUCUUAUUCAUCUAAUCAAAAACUAAAUAAAUAACAAUUUAAAUUUAUCUGACAGGUAUAUCAAAAUCAUAGCCGAUUCAAAUAGUUUGCGAAGGAUUUGUCAAUGGGCCAAAUCAUCGUUUGCAGCAAGUCUUCCAAAAAUUUCAGCAGGAUGUCUACAUGGGCCAAACUGGCUGAAUUGUUCCAGCUACAAUUAAUAUACAGUACUUAAAAUUAUUUAAGUUCAAUAUUUUUAAACAUUCAGAAUUUUAAUUACCUGGUGUUUGGCCUCCAGCAGUGAAUUCAUGGACUCUGACAGUUGUUGUUGCUGUGAAUGAGCAUUGUCCAUGAUAUCAACAACAUUUUGAAUCAACUGCUGGGUCAUCUUUAUGUGAAACAGACAAGUACCUGCAAUCCACCUAAAAAUCUAAAUUGUAAAAAUGUUUAUGACAUUUGGCAUUCUUUCAAAAUAUUUAUUAAAAAUCACAAUGAACAGAUAUCAACAUAAAAGACUGUCUGCAAUGUAAAGAGAAUGUGUUACAUACUGAAUACAGGCAUGUCUACUGCUAAUUCAAUAUCACUCAACAAGUACUUCAUGCUCGUCAAUCCUGAUCCUUCAAUUCCAUGAACAGUUGAGAGCAGAGAUUUUAUUUAAAAAUUUCCUAAGAACAUUUUCGGAAUACUUCUAAGUGUUAUUGUAAAAAAUGUAUGUGUUUGCUAUAAAAUUUAUGCCUACGAUUUGAUAUCAACCAACAAAUUUUGAUUUGCCUACCUCUUCCUCUGUUGACUAUGGAGGCUGCCAUUAAUCUCGUUUUCGCCGGGACUGCGUGCGAGAUUUCAUUUCCUGGUUUAGUUAGCCUUGAGUGAUAAACAAAGAAAAUAUGCAAAUGAGACUAGUACAACCAUCAGUCCGUGAAGUGAAUUGGAGGUCAUGCUACCAGAUGUCGAUAAUCUAAGACUAAAUUUAAUGACCAUGAGGCAAUAUCCAAAUAAAGCUCUUUGUGUAGUGACAGACAAGCCACAAUAAUCAUGGGGAAAUCAAAACUCCUGGUUUUUAAAUGUCUUUAUUAACAGACAGCAUAAAAUGCUAGUCUUGGGAUUUCUUUACCAGUGUCAAAUUCUGAUCCUUAAACAUGGAGAAAGAUUUUAGUGGGACAGACUGAGGACAGCUCUCUUUUGGAAAAGGUGAAUAACUUGGAUCACUGUAAAGAUUAUUGAUAAAGUGAUCCAGUUUUAUUUGGAAGAUAAAAAACAUUGAUAUAUUUCAAGGAGAUUGACUAUUCUUAUCUGGGUAUUAAAAUAUGUGGGAGUUAUAUUGAAAAUCAUUUUCUUGGGCUUGGAUGUAUGGGGAAUGGCGAGCGGCAGCCGUGAGAGAAGCAGACCGAUAGUGUGGAAUCCCGACAAACGAACGGCACCACAACCUCCCCAGGAUAACUCGGGCACUAGCACAGGAAGUGGAGCCACCACUGCAGUCACAACAGGUGGUGCCAUUAACUCUGGGGUUGAUAUCGCACAGGAGGACCCAGGGAGACGACACGUGCACUACCAGUCAAAUUUUGUUGACAACCGCAAUUGGGUGCAUAACAGUCGUAAUUUGCAUAGUUGUAUAAACAUGGAUCAAAACAAUGAAGAUAGUGACAGUCGUGCGCCAGCCAUAGGCAAUUAUAAUUCUAAUUUACAUGAAUCAGUAGGACAAACUAGUGGCACCCCCAGCCAAUCAAAUAUCACUGCUAACAACAUUUCCUCGGCAGAAAGACAUGAAGUUGUAGGGGAGAUGAAUGUAGGAACUGAACCCUUUGUACACAUAGAUACAUCACAGCAGGCAGUCAACAACGAAAACAUGGCCCCGGGACAUUCAAUACAAACUCAGGAUAUAGACAUUGGAGUGACUGCAACCAGGCAAGAGAUGCGACACGACCCUCUACCCGACCUUCUUCACUCUCACGUCAUUCCUUCACACAGUUCCUCCCCACCCUGGCAGACUGGACAGUCCCACCCAGGGGUCCAGGAAUCCCGGGGUUACAGUCAUCAUCCCCACCACCACCGCCACCACUCACGGCACCACCACAGAUCUGGCCACCGCUCACACCAUGGUCGGCGGCGGCACCGGUCACGUAGCUCUUCCUCCACAGAACCGGAACCCUGCAAGGCGGGGUGUCUAUCGUGUUUAGCUGCCAGCACUUCUUUCCGAUGGAUUCUUGUGAUUCUCUCUUUGUUAGGUGUGUGUUGUGUUGUGACUGGGAUUGUAUUGGCGGCCCUUCAUGCCACGGGGAACAGUUUUCUUUUCCUUGCCAUUAUGUUUAUAGGUCUGGGUGUGCUGUUGGUUGUCGUGGUUGCAGUGGGGUGGAAAUGUACACCUAGAGGUCAUGAACCCCUCCAUGCCUUGUUUGGUCUUGGAGACUUCAGGCACCAUCAUGAGCGGAGGUCAAGGUCACGUCGUCAUGGUCGGCCAUCCAGAACCAGAGAGCAUCAGUGGCAUGGAGGAAUGAUGUACCCAGAAUUUCAGUACCGCCGCCCCCCUCCCUCAUACAAUGCCUCAAUGCAGGACUUCCAGCAUCAGCUGGCUUUGGCACAGAGUCAGCGGGAGGAGUUCCAUGCCACAGAGGAGCUCCCUGCGGAGGAUUACAGCUUACCCAGCUCCCCCCCUCCCUCCUACAGGUCACGCGCCAGCACCGUUAGGACAGGGAUACAAAUCACAUUCCCUCCCAACCAGGGAGACAACUCUCGACCCCCAACCUACAGGUCACAUGCCAGCACUCAAGGUCAUGCAGCUCAUCAAAGACCAUCCUUACCUGAAGAUUAUAUUCAACAGGGAAGUGACAUAGCUUUUACUGGACAGUAUAAUUCACAGCAGCAUUCUCGGAACAGUAGUGCUGGGAAUUUCCGUAUACAUUCCCGAGACAACAGUUCCACAGACAGAAAUGGUAUCUCCACUGUAGUGGAGCCACAAGGUGGAGGCACUGUGGCGGUGAGUGUUAGUGUAGUGCAAAGUUCAUCCCAGGAUCAACUUUUGGACAGUGCUGUACAACAGACUCUUCAGACAUUGGAUGCCGUGACAGGAGAAGAUAAUCCCGCACAGGAAAUAUCUGAGGACGAGUAUCCAAUGGAGACACCGCUAUGAUGAAAGGAACUUUAGAAAUGACAGUGUGAUUUUUUUUAGGAUAGAUGCAAUAAUUCUGCUUUUGUAUUUUGUAUAAUCAAACAAAGACAAUAAUUUAAUCAUUCCAUGUGAGACAUGAUUCCAGUGACUUUUGUAUUGAAUAUUUAUAUAUUGUGUUGUGUGGAGUCAAUUUUAUAUCGGAAGUAUUUUUAGUUACUCAUAACAAUUUUAUUUGUGUGAAACUUUAAAAUUUUGGGCAUUUGAAUAAGAUUGUGUGAAGAGUUUAUGUAUUAUAUUUAUUAUUUUAUGCAGCAUGUUAACAUUUUCAAUUAUCAACACAGUGCAAUCAAUCUUUCCUUAGAAGAAAUGUUUUAUUAUGACAUUUUUUAAGGAAUUUUUGUGUAUUGGCAAGAAAAUAGCAGUCAGUAUGACUCAGAUUCACAAUAUCUUCAAAACAUUCCAUGGAGGGGAGAUAACUCGUACUGAACGUUAAGAUUCUCUAUAUUACUCAUCUCAUGUAAUGACCAAGACGUCAUGAUAUAUCCGUGCCAAAUGUUUGUCAUUUAUGUUCUUGCCUCCAACAAUGUCCAUUAAAUCGCAGAAAUUUUCAUCUGAACAUAUCCACCGUGUCUGUAUAGAUACUGUACAUUCCGCGUAUCUUCAUUUACUGGGUAGGUCCUGUUACGCAGUGAACUUAAAAUUCCAUGUGCUUGUAUAUCUUUAGUUAGAAACAAUCAUUUUUACAGUCUUUUGCAUGCCAUAUACAGUGUUUGUGUUAUCUGGAUGGAGUUUGAUCUUGAACAUUGAAAAGCGAUAAGUUACCGAAGAUAUGCUACAUAAAAGUACAGAAUAUUCAAUACAUCAUGAAGUAUAAAAUUGUUAUUUAUUGACAGAAUAUUCAAUACAGCAUGAAGUAUAAAUAAUGUGUUAUUUAUUGAAAAGAUGUUAAGAUUUGUGCAUAAUCUUUUUUUUUUAAAAUUCAGAAUGGAUAUUAAAACUUAAAAGUUUGUCAUAUAAUUUUCUGUAGAACAGAAUCUAAUUGCUGGAAACUGAAACUUUUAAUAUUGCUGAACAAUGUAAUUUUAUUUGAAUUAUGAUACGUAUUUAAGGAGGUACUCUACAUCGUCAUAAUGGCUGACUUCCUUUUAGAACAUGGACAUAUGAUGGAGGAAAAUAUAAAAAUCAGCAAUAUUUGCCUAUUCAUUUAAAAUUUCAUCGCCUAGUUGAGUAGCUAAAUAGGUUAGCACGUUGAUUACUGAACUGUAGAUCGCGGGUUCAAAUCCAGCAGGGGUUUUUAAAAAUUUUGCAGAUUGCUUUCUACUAAAACUGUGACUAAAUAAAGUAAAUUUGAAAGUUUUCAAUUUCAAAAUAUUGUUGUACAUAUCCUCCACUUUUCAUCCAUAUCAAUUUUCUCUGGUGUAGCAUACCACCUUAACUUUUAUGAACAUCAGAGAAAAAUUAAAUUGUUGCUGCCUUUAGACCCAUUUGUCUGAUUGAUUUGUUUGUUUUAUAAGAAUAUUGCAGUACAUUGUUAAAUUGAUAGUUUGAUAAAUUUUUGUUAAACGUCGAUAUCCAGCAAUACUUACUUGGAAAGCAUAUUUCCUGUGGACACAAGAAUUCUCUUUUAAGGUCAUGUGCGACGUUUCUGCCAUUUAUUUCUAAAACUAUUUUUAUCUCCUUGAUAUGAAGAGUUCUUGUAUGGUUUCUGAAAUAGGCUAAAUUGUUAUAUUGUAGUGAUAUUACCAUACUUUGUAUAUCGGCCUGGUUAAUUCACUCACUAGAUCACCUAACUAGUCAUGCAAGGGUCCUGGGUUGGCUCUCGGAUUGAUCCAGAGAUUUUUUUCCCCUUCUUUGCUACAAUAAUUUAGUAAUAAUGUCCAUAUAUAUAUACAACCUAAUGUAAUAUAUGAGAUUAUUUUUAUAUAUUUUUACUUGCCCCAACAGGAACUAUAAAAUGCUAACUCUAAAACAGACCUGCAUGGUGAUAUACCCCAGGUUAUUUUGUAGAAACAUGAUAGGAUGAAAGAGCAUUGUACUGGAAAUGUCACAAAAAAAUUUGUUACUGAGAAACGUCGCAUAUGACCUAAAAACAGAUAGACAUUAUAUGUACAUUAUAUGUUAUAUAGACAUUAUAUGUACAUUGUAAAAUAGGUUUUUCAUGAUGUAACUGUUUUUGUAUGUUGUAGGAGUUGACUAAUGAAGUUUGUAUUGUUUUUGAUAAUACUUAUAACAGUAAUAGUGCUCACCAAUGUUCAAUGAAUCAUGUUAUCUGUGUUGUGAACAAUACUAGUACACUACUGUAUAGUUUUAAUUCAUUAAUGAUGAAAAUAUUGAAGUUUGUAUUGCUAUGCAAUUAUUCCUAUAAAUUCCUGUACAGACA